Molecule: messenger RNA, 1200 nt
Organism: Microsporum canis CBS 113480
Lineage: Eukaryota; Fungi; Ascomycota; Eurotiomycetes; Onygenales; Arthrodermataceae
Product: diphosphomevalonate decarboxylase
Exons: 2
Coding region: 1-1200 (399 amino acids)
Biological process (GO): isopentenyl diphosphate biosynthetic process, mevalonate pathway; isoprenoid biosynthetic process
Cellular component (GO): cytosol
Molecular function (GO): diphosphomevalonate decarboxylase activity; ATP binding
Source: RefSeq, a predicted model, not a curated record
AUGGCCGAGCAGACAGUCUACCGUGCGAGCUCUACAGCGCCGGUAAAUAUUGCAGUCAUAAAAUACUGGGGAAAAAGAGAUGCUACUCUCAAUCUACCUACAAACUCCUCCCUCUCAGUGACCUUGUCCCAGAGCUCUCUUCGCGCAUACACCACUGCAUCAUGCUCCGCGAGAUAUCCUAGCGCGGACGGCGACACGCUCACUCUCAACAACAAGCCACAUAGCAUCCAAGGCUCACCACGAACUCUUGCUUGUCUUGCAGAUCUACGAUCUCUCAGACGACAAAUGGAAUCCUCGAAUCAGUCCCUCCCCAAGCUCUCCGCCUACCCCCUCCGCAUUGUGUCUGAAAAUAACUUCCCCACGGCAGCAGGGCUGGCCAGCUCUGCUGCAGGAUUUGCCGCUCUCGUACGGGCUGUUGCAGACCUAUACCAGUUACCUCAAUCAGCCAGUGAAUUGAGUAAAAUAGCCCGUAAGGGGUCUGGCUCUGCCUGUCGAUCGUUGAUGGGCGGAUACGUUGCUUGGAGAGCAGGUGAGAAGGAAGAUGGAAGUGACAGUAUUGCAGAGCAAGUUGCUCCCGAGAGCCAUUGGCCUGAAAUGAGAGCCCUUAUCCUGGUUGUCAGUGGUGCACAAAAAGAGGUACCAAGUACAGAAGGGAUGCAGCUGACCGUCGCUACGUCGACUUUGUUCCCAAGCCGUGCUCAAUCUAUCGUGCCGGAACGUAUGACAGCAAUUGAGAAGUCCAUUCAGGAGCGCAACUUCGAGAGCUUUGCCGAAAUCACGAUGAGAGACAGCAACGGUUUCCAUGCUACGAACUUGGAUACCUGGCCACCAACAUUUUACUUGAACGACACCUCCCGUGCUGCAAUCAGGGCCGUCCAUGACAUAAACCGUGCAGCUGGACGUUCCGUUUGUGCCUACACAUUUGAUGCUGGUCCUAAUGCGGUUAUAUAUUACCUCGAAAAGGACACUGACUGUGUAUUGGGAACCUUCAAGUCCAUUCUCACCUCCGCGACUGAAGGAUGGGAAUCAUCAAACUUUAAAAACACAAGCUCGCUCCAACAGUCUGUAGACUCUCGGGCUGCGGAGCUGCUGGCAAAGGGCGUAGGAAGAGUGUUCUUGACUGGUGUUGGCGGUGGCCCAAUUAGCAAGAAAGAACACCUUGUUAGCGAGUCCGGAGAAAUUUUGGUUACUGCUGCAUAG